Closterium sp. NIES-67 is the source of this 794-nucleotide messenger RNA. Lineage: Eukaryota; Viridiplantae; Streptophyta; Zygnematophyceae; Desmidiales; Closteriaceae. The record is from the annotation of a GenBank genome assembly.
CAUUCUUGAAGGCCUUCUAGAUUUCAUCCAGCAGAUCAACUCCACAGCAACGCCAUCCCAUCCUAACCAGGAAGGGACCAGUUCCAGCAGCGUGCUUCUCGCUGCUGAGCCAUCGCAUCGCUAACGUCUCUUGGCAGAGUUCUUGAUACUCGCUCUUUCAAGGGAGCUGCUGCUGUGUCCGCCGCUCGCUUUUGUUAAAACAAGAUUUAAACGAGCCAACAUGGCAGCAGCAGCCGCGAAAGCGUUCUGGAACAGCCCAGUGGGUCCCAAGACGUCGCAUUUCUGGGGUCCCUUGGCCAACUGGGGAUUCGUCAUUGCGGGACUAGUGGACAUGCAAAAGCCAGUCGACAUGAUCUCGCCGAAGAUGACGUCAGUGAUGUGCGUGUACUCCGCGCUGUUCAUGCGAUUCGCGUGGCGCGUGCAGCCGCGCAACUAUCUCCUCUUCUCCUGCCACUCCGCCAACGAGACCGUCCAACUCGUGCAGCUCUCGCGAUGGGCCCUCUCAGAGCCGGUGGAAGUAAAGCCAGCAGAGAUUGCUGCCGCCCCUGCUGCUGUGGAGAAGGCAACAGAGUGACAUUCAACCUCAACAACCAUCUCCCCACUGUGCUAUAGUGUCCAGAAUGUAGCAUUUUAUUUGUUCUCCAUGGUGCCGUGGCAAUAGUUCUGAGAAUGGAGAAUUGUUUGUCCAUUUCCGCCAUUAUACAUGUAAACACCCCUGGAUCCCAACAAGAAGACAAUACAGUCCUUGUUCGUCUGUCAAACCAUUGUGGUGUUUCAGAUAGAAAUAUGUUCCA